Molecule: messenger RNA, 1530 nt
Organism: Mesoplodon densirostris (Blainville's beaked whale)
Lineage: Eukaryota; Metazoa; Chordata; Mammalia; Artiodactyla; Ziphiidae
Gene: SPAG6
Product: sperm associated antigen 6
Exons: 11
Coding region: 1-1530 (509 amino acids)
Biological process (GO): sperm axoneme assembly; epithelial cilium movement involved in extracellular fluid movement; neuron projection extension
Cellular component (GO): microtubule cytoskeleton; axoneme; sperm principal piece
Molecular function (GO): microtubule binding
Source: RefSeq, a predicted model, not a curated record
AUGAGUCAGAGGCAGGUGCUGAAAGGGUUCGAGGAGUACCGGAAAGCCCGGACCCAAUUCGUGCAGAUGGUGGCGGAGCUGGCGACCAGACCGCAGAACAGCGAGACGCUGCAAAACGCGGGUGUAAUGUCUUUGCUGAGGCCUCUUCUUCUGGAUGUGGCCCCAACAAUUCAACAGACUGCUGCCUUGGCUCUGGGGAGACUGGCUAGUUAUAAUGAGGACCUAGCAGAAGCGGUCGUGAAGGGCAACAUUCUUCCCCAGCUUGUUUAUUCCUUGGCAGAACGGGAUCGUUUUUACAAGAAAGGAGCUGCCUUUGUGUUACAAGCAGUUGGUAAACAUUCUCCCCAACUAGCUCAGGCGAUAGUGGAUUGUGGAGCACUGAAUACGCUGGUGAUAUGCUUGGAAGAUUUUGACCCUGGAGUCAAACAGGCUGCAGCCUGUGCAUUUGACAGUAUUGCAAGACAUAAUGCAGAGCUGUCACAAGCUGUGGUGGACACGGGAGCCAUUCCUCUUUUAGUGCUCUAUAUCCAAGAGCCAGAAACUGCUUUGAAAAGGAUUGGUGCUUUGGCCCUCAGUGAUAUUGCAAAGCAUUCUCCAGAGUUGGCACAGACAGUGGUGGACGCAGGAGCAAUUGCUCACUUAGCCCAGAUGAUCCUGAACCAUAAUGCUGGGUUGAAGCGUCAGGUCCUUUCAGCUCUCAGUCAGAUUGCGAAACAUUCUGUGGAUCUAGCAGAAAUGGUGGUUGAAGCAGAGAUUUUUCCAGCUGUACUUACCUGUCUGAAGGACAAAGAUGAAUACGUGAAGAAAAAUGCUUCCACUUUAAUUAGAGAGAUUGUGAAACAUACACCUGAGCUUUCUCAGCUGCUGGUGAACAUGGGGGGAGUUGCUGCCGUGAUCGAUUGCAUUGGGUCCUGCAAAGGAAACGUAAAGCUGCCGGGCAUCAUGACUCUUGGCUACGUGGCAGCUCAUUCUGAGAACCUGGCAAUGGCGGUCAUCACGUCCAAGGGUGUGCCCCAGCUGUCAGUCUGCUUGUCGGAAGAGCCAGAAGAUCAUAUUAAGGCUGCUGCUGCCUGGGCCUUGGGACAGAUUGGGAGGCACACUCCGGAGCACGCCCGGGCUGUCGCGGUCACAAACACUUUGCCUGUCCUGCUUUCUUUGUACAUGUCGACCGAAAGUUCUGAGGAUCUUCAAAUGAAAAGUAAAAAAGCCAUAAAGAAUAUCCUACAAAAAUGCACCUAUUUACCAGCUCUCGAGCCAUUUCUGUAUGGUGCUCCUCCCAAUAUUCUGAAGUAUGUGGUUGGACAGUUCAGUAAGGUGCUGCCACAUGAUAGCAAAGCUCGACGACUUUUUGUAACAAGUGGUGGACUUAAAAAGAUUCAAGAGAUAAAAGCAGAACCUGGAUCUCUCCUUCAAGAAUACAUCAACAGUGUUAACAACUGUUACCCAGAAGAAAUAGUAAGGUAUUUUUCCCCUGGAUAUUCAGAUACACUUCUGCAGAGAGUGGACAGCUAUCAACCACUUAAUAACUGA